This is a messenger RNA of Neomonachus schauinslandi (Hawaiian monk seal), 1994 nucleotides long. It is a transcript of the gene ARSJ, whose product is annotated as arylsulfatase family member J. NCBI's taxonomy places the organism in Eukaryota, Metazoa, Chordata, Mammalia, Carnivora, Phocidae. The transcript is spliced from 2 exons. The record is from RefSeq and is a predicted model, not a curated record. Bases 1 to 1821 code for a protein of 606 amino acids.
AUGGCCCCCAGGGGCUGUGCGGGGCCUCCGCCGCCUCCGCCUCCGCCUCCGCCUCCGCCUCCGCAAGCCUGGUUCUGGCCGGGAAGGAUGCUAGCCAUGGGGGCGCUGGCAGCCUUCUGGGUCCUCAGCCUCCUCACCUACGGUUACCUGUCCUGGGGCCAGGGCUUGGAGGAGGAGGAGGAAGGGACCUUGCGAGCUCAAGCUGGAGAGAGACCAGAGCCCAGCACGACGGCCACCUCCCAACCCCAUCUCAUUUUCAUCCUAGCGGAUGAUCAGGGAUUUAGAGAUGUGGGUUACCACGGCUCGGAGAUCAAGACUCCCACUCUUGACAAGCUCGCUGCCGAAGGAGUUAAACUGGAGAACUACUAUGUCCAGCCUAUUUGCACACCGUCCAGGAGUCAGUUUAUUACUGGAAAGUAUCAGAUACACACCGGACUUCAACAUUCUAUCAUAAGACCUACCCAACCCAACUGCUUACCUCUGGACAAUGCAACCCUACCUCAGAAGCUGAAGGAGGUUGGCUAUUCAACACAUAUGGUUGGAAAAUGGCACUUGGGUUUUUAUAGAAAAGAAUGUAUGCCCACCAAGAGAGGAUUUGAUACCUUUUUUGGUUCCCUCUUGGGAAGUGGUGAUUACUAUACGCACUACAAAUGUGACAGUCCUGGGAUGUGUGGCUAUGACUUGUAUGAAAAUGACAACGCUGCCUGGGACUAUGACAAUGGCAUCUACUCCACACAGAUGUACACUCAAAGAGUUCAGCAAAUCUUAGCUUCUCAUGACCCCAGAAAGCCUAUAUUUCUAUAUAUUGCCUACCAAGCUGUUCACUCACCACUGCAAGCCCCCGGCAGGUAUUUUGAACACUACAGAUCCAUUAUCAACAUAAAUAGGCGGAGGUAUGCUGCCAUGCUCUCCUGCUUAGAUGAAGCAAUCAACAAUGUGACCCUGGCCCUGAAGACUUAUGGUUUCUAUAACAACAGCAUUAUCAUAUACUCUUCAGAUAAUGGCGGCCAGCCCACAGCAGGAGGAAGUAACUGGCCUCUCAGAGGUAGCAAAGGAACAUACUGGGAAGGGGGCAUUCGGGCUAUCGGCUUUGUGCAUAGUCCACUUCUGAAAAACAAGGGAACUGUGUGUAAGGAGCUUGUGCACAUCACCGACUGGUACCCCACUCUGAUUUCACUGGCUGAAGGACAGAUUGAUGAGAACAUUCAGCUGGAUGGCUACGAUGUCUGGGAAACCAUAAGUGAGGGCCUUCGUUCGCCCCGGGUGGAUAUUUUGCACAACAUUGACCCCAUUUAUACCAAGGCAAAAAAUGGCUCCUGGGCAGCAGGCUACGGGAUUUGGAACACCGCCAUCCAGUCAGCCAUCAGGGUGCAGCACUGGAAACUGCUUACAGGAAACCCUGGCUACAGUGACUGGGUUCCCCCUCAGUCUUUCAGCAACCUGGGGCCCAACCGAUGGCACAACGAACGAAUCACCUUGUCGACCAGCAAAAGCCUAUGGCUGUUCAACAUCACAGCCGACCCAUAUGAGAGAGUGGACCUGUCUCACAGGUAUCCUGGAAUCGUGAAGCAGCUGCUACGGAGGCUCUCGCAGUUCAACAAAACCGCAGUGCCUGUCAGGUACCCCCCCAAAGACCCCAGGAGUAACCCUCGGCUCAAUGGGGGAGUCUGGGGACCAUGGUAUAAAGAGGAAUACAAGAAAAAGAAGCCAAGCAAAAAUAAGGCUGAGAAAAAGCAGAAGAAAAGUAAGACCAAGAAGAAACAGCAGAAAGCAGGUUCAUUUUCAAAUUGCCGUUCCGAUGUUUGCCAUCACCGUGGAUAAGUACAUGUUUUUUCCUGGCUGGUUAAACUUAAGCCAGUCUUAGUCUUUUAGCUGUUUCCUGGGUAAACCAGCAAAUCUGGCUCGAUAAUACCACGGCCAUAAGCACCAGACUUACUUUCGUGUGUUGGCUACGGGGAAAACAGGGCUAUUCGGUGCCAAAGGUGCUACCCUUG